AUGUAAAAUAAAGAACCAUCAAGCAAACUAUAUAUCAUAGACCAUGAUCCUUGCUUAGAUGGAAUUUACUCUCUGACAGGUCUUGUAUUGCCUAUUCUUGUUAAAAUUAGAAAAGAUAACUGGACAAUCCAAUAAUACCUUGAAUUACUCAAGUCUGAACUCUCUAAAAUAUCAAAAAAAUCCAAAAACCAUAAGAGUAUAAGCUAGAAAUUAAUUAUCAAGAUGACCAAAUGA
Molecule: messenger RNA, 234 nt
Organism: Paramecium octaurelia
Lineage: Eukaryota; Ciliophora; Oligohymenophorea; Peniculida; Parameciidae
Source: the annotation of a GenBank genome assembly